UACAUGAAGUUAUCCUUUUAAUAAACAUAGCAUGGGAAUCUAUUUAGCUUUAUAAAGCCUGCUUUUUCAGCUAUAGGAAAGUGACCUGGGUAGGCUGUAGGUAGAAAGCUUAGUUUAAGCACCACUCAAUGAAAUCACAUUUAAUUAUGAUAGCAAUGUACUAUAAUAUUAGGGAUCCUAACCAAGACAGCAGAAAGACUGAAUAUAUUGCUCUGUGUAUUUGUGAUUAGUACAUAUUAUGGGAUUUUUAAAAGCCAGAUGACAGUUACUUGACUGAUGUAUUAUUCCGCUGAACAUAUGUGACCCCUUGAAAUGAAAGCAAAACCUAUAUUGCACAGCUGGAAAUGGGAACAGUAAGGCUAAUACCUGUUUUAACAGGGCAGUUAAGUGCAUGUCACCAAGGCAUCAGUUUCUGGGCAACAGACAUAGAUCCUUAACAAAGCCUUAGCAGAGUCGCUACUAGUUGCAGUACCGAUGGAGAGCAUCAUGAGUAUCAGAGAAUUAAAAGUGCUUCAGUUGGAGGCUAGAUUAGGACUCCUAUCAGAUACUAUAGAUCUUUUCUAUAGUAACCAGAACCUUGUAGUUGAAGCUGCCAUGAAAAAAAAAUGUAUAGCAAUUGUGGCAAUUGCUGUUUUUCUCCAUUGAGGGAGAACAGAAGAGUCAAGCCAUUGAGGACACAGAGCCUGAUCCUCUACUGCUUUGCAUUUCUCAUACCAUAAAGUGAAUAAAUAGGAACAGAAGCAUUUUGCCCAGUGGCAAAUAACUGCAGGGCAGAGAGAGUCAAGCCUCUUGUGUCCCUCUCCAGGAGCGAUUGCAUUUAAAAAUAGAAAAGCAAAAUCAGAAUGGACAGAAGGCUCAGAAAGCCAAUGAGAAUUACAAACAGGGAUUUAAAGAUAAAGAGAAGAUCUUAAUUAGAUCUCCACCAACCUGUAGAAAAACACAUUUGGAUUAAAAUGAAAUAGAGCUUUGUAUUUAGGUUUUCAGAGCAGGCAUGGUGAGGGGAAUUAUUUAUGUUUGCCAUUUGUGAAGGUAGAUUGCUUUUUCUGCAAAACUCUCUUUUUAACUUUCAACCUUUUCAGAACACUGCUAAAAGCUGCUGGUAGGGGUGAUUCUGAUCACACUAUAUAAAGGAAGUGCUCCCGUGGAUAAAAAGCAGGCAGCAUUUCCUAGUUUAAUAUCAUCCUUCCCAUGUUAACUCCUUUUCACAUUUGUAAACGGACCCAUCUAGUGUUCAGGGGCAUGCAGUAAACCUUGCCUUAUUUCACCACCACAAUUACAUUCCUUUUUGUGAACAUCCAUCAAUAUUUAAUAUAGAGGUGUCAGCUUGCCUGUAACGUGAGGACCUAAUAGGGACCCUGAAUUAUACAUCGCAUGGUUGGGGGAAACCAAAGUGACUUUUCUUAUAAACCCAAAGUUCUCCUGGCUGAGGUGAUUUCUGGAAGCUGCUACGUGAAAUCCAUAUCAAUGGAUGAUCCUCAGAAGAAACUUAGCCAGAAGCAUGAGGGAAGACCCCGCAAAGUGAGAUUCAGAAUAUCUUCUGCGUACAGUGGUCGGGUGUUAAAGCAAGUCUAUGAAGAUGGCCAAGAACUGGAGCCUCCAGAGAAAGAAUAUUCCCACCGCUUUCUCCACCGCAGCUUUGAGUCAGGGGACCAUUUUUAUGGGGCUGGAGAAGCAUCCAAUCCCAGGUUUUAUUCUUCAGCCAAACUGACUGCCCAAAGGAUCAGUAUAUUCAAAGAGGACAACAAGUACAGUAUAACAAGCAACUCUCCUCUCUUCAGUGACUACCAGACAAGUGAUAGUCAUCAUAAGCCUUCACCCAUUUUAGAUUUUGGUAAGAUCAUCAUCUACACUAACAACCUGAAAAUCAUCCGUGCACCAACAGACAAGAAAGAGCUGGUGAGGAAAAUCAUCCAGAAUGAGGGCCUGAAUGACUUCAUGUUCCGAGAAGGGAAAACGGGAGAUGCUGAGCCAAUCAAUAGGCAUUUGAGAGAUGCAGAAAGGCACUUUGCUCACAGUCAGCGUGGACAGGGAGGAGACAUAGAGCGCCGCUGCUCCCUGUGCAAAGGAUCAGGCUCUGCCCCCUGCUCUCUGUGCCAUGGAAGCAAGUUUUCGAUGUUGGCUAAUAGAUUUAAAGAGUUCAGGGCUCUCCGCUGUCCUGCUUGCAAUGAAAAUGGCCUGCAACCUUGCCAGAUCUGUGCUGCAUAAUUGUAUCUCAGCAGCAUCCUACUGAAACCUCCAUCUAUGUUACUUGUCUUCAAUUAAAUAGUUGUAUAACAACAGAAGGUUAUUAAAAGUUGGCAAAGGUGUACAUGCAAAUCUAUCCCUAUUACUUCAUUUACUUGUCCCUGAUUUGGUACAUUCACCUGUUACAUAUGUUAAUGAAGGUAGGCCCCAAUCUUGCAAAUGCUAACAUGUAGUAUUUAACUUCACAUGUUGGAGUAGUCCCGUAAGUCAGAGAAUCUACCUACAUGCUUCAGGUCACGCCCAUGUGUAAAUGUUGACAGAAUCUGGGCCUGUAAUUUGCUGGGGUUAAUAUUUCUGUCUAUUUCUGUAUACACAUAUAUUGUGCAGCACAAUGAGGUCCCAAUCUUUGAGGGUAUUAAGCACUCUUGUAACAAAAUAAUAGUAACUAGUAGCAGACAGCAGUGCCUUAAGCAUGUAAAUAAUUUGUUGAACUGAAAAACAACAGUGUAGCAAUCUUAUAAAGCCUGCUGUCAAGUUUAAAAUGCUGAACAUACAAACAUUGCACUGUAUUUUGCAAUUAAAUCUAUAUUUAUUCCUGCAGUGGUGCAUGUAUUUCCAAUAGAUGUAGCUUAUUUCAGUUCUACUUCUGUGUUAUACAGAGAUUCUUUUAGCAUAUAAUUCAGGUAGCAGAAGCUGUUUCCAAGUCUAGAGUCAUAAUGAUAAAUGAUCACUGUGAAACUUGAAACAUAAAUAAAUAGAAAAACCAGAGAGUUUUAUAUGUUGGUUCUGAUUUGUGCUGACCCACAUUUCCCUUUGAUGUCAGUCGGAGUUCCAGGUGCUCAGUACUUUUCAGAAUCAGACUGUUGAUGAAUAGGGCUCCUGAUACCUAUUAUUAAUCUGGUGUUGUAAUUUGCAAAAUGCAAACUCUAAUUAAUUUCAAUGAAGCGGCAAUGCUGAAUACUUAGCAGGAUACAAGUGGCAGCAUGGAACACAAGGGCUUUGUAGAGUGGCAGUCAACAGGGGAAAUUGUUUUUUUUUUCUUCUGUUUAUUACAUUUGAUAUUCAUGGGCAAUGUUAAUGCAGGUUUAGCUUCCAUAUUACCUCUGAGACCCUGAUGAGUUAAGAGACUUCUUACAUGCUGUACAUGCUGAGGUUGCAAGCUGAGACAAGGUAAUUUAUGGCCAAGUUUUCACUUUGGUAGGUGUACAUCACAAUUUUUGUCUGAGACAUCUAGAU
Messenger RNA from Gavialis gangeticus (Gharial), 3420 nucleotides. It is a transcript of the gene GRXCR2, whose product is annotated as glutaredoxin and cysteine rich domain containing 2. The transcript has 3 exons. Gene Ontology annotation, cellular component: stereocilium base; microvillus; stereocilium shaft. Lineage: Eukaryota; Metazoa; Chordata; Crocodylia; Gavialidae. The coding region runs from base 1372 to 2205 and encodes 277 amino acids. Gene Ontology annotation, biological process: sensory perception of sound. The record is from RefSeq and is a predicted model, not a curated record.